This is a messenger RNA of Rubroshorea leprosula, 786 nucleotides long. Lineage: Eukaryota; Viridiplantae; Streptophyta; Magnoliopsida; Malvales; Dipterocarpaceae. The record is from the annotation of a GenBank genome assembly.
UAUUGGAAAAAAGAGCAGAAGCCAUGGUUCCAGUCUCCCACGGCAUCGAGCUGCCUUUUAACGAGAAUGACUCACAAGACAUGGUCAUUUUCCAAGUCCUCAACGAGGCUAACCAGGCCCUGUCCGUCAAUUCCUCACAGAGUCUAAACCAGAGAGGCCAGAACACCACGUCCAAGGCAAUUGAACCGGCCCGGACCAUUGGGAAGAAGCAUUACAGAGGCGUCCGGCGACGGCCGUGGGGGAAAUAUGCGGCGGAGAUUCGCGACUCCGCUAGACAGGGAGCGCGGGUGUGGCUUGGGACGUUCCAGACAGCAGAGGAAGCCGCGUUGGCUUAUGACAGGGCAGCUUUCAGGAUGCGCGGUGCCAAGGCUCUGCUCAAUUUUCCGGCUGAAGCUGUGGCUGCUUCUUCCUCCCUUCAGAUAUCAAACCCACAAUUGAGCUUGAUGAAAUCAGAGGAAAAUAAUACGGACUCUGGACCUGGUAGCUCAAUUAGCAGGGUUUCAUUUUCGACAUCACAGUCGGAGUCAGAGAGCAGCACGACUGGGGAGUCGCCGGAGAAUUAUCCGAUUACUUAAAUGUUAUUUUUUAUUUCUUAUCUCAUCCUAUCUAUAUGUCAUCAUCCUAUCUAUAUGUCAUAAGACUUGAAUUUAUAAUCUCUUAUUUUCCAUCUCUAUUUAGUUCAUUGGGAGAAUAAUAUUUGUUUUGAGAUAAUACUUUUCAUUUGUACAAAAGUGGUGUGGUUUAUAUUAUUAGUGAAAAAAAUAAUAAUAAAGAAUCUUGAACACU